Messenger RNA from Panicum virgatum (switchgrass), 1242 nucleotides. Its product is annotated as noroxomaritidine/norcraugsodine reductase-like. The coding region runs from base 185 to 973 and encodes 262 amino acids. Gene Ontology annotation, molecular function: oxidoreductase activity. The transcript is spliced from 4 exons. The record is from RefSeq and is a predicted model, not a curated record. Lineage: Eukaryota; Viridiplantae; Streptophyta; Magnoliopsida; Poales; Poaceae.
ACUAUCAGCUAGUGAUUUCAGUAUAUGCAGGUCCUGUCUUCUGACUAGCUAUAAAUACAGGCACAGAUGUGUGGAUCAGUAGCAGCAGCAGCAGCAUCAUCACAUUGCAGCUAGCUAGCGAUCAGAAGCAGAUCGAGAGAAGUAGAGACAAAGUAGAGAGAAGCUAAGGAGAGGGAGAUCGAAGAUGGUGGCUGCAGGCAGGAGCAGGGAGGAGCGGUGGAGCCUCGCCGGCGCGACGGCGCUCGUCACCGGCGGCAGCAAGGGCAUCGGGCAUGCGAUCGUGGAGGAGCUGGCCGGCUUCGGGGCGCGGGUGCACACGUGCUCUCGCAACGCGGCGGAGCUGGAGGCGUGCCGCCGGCGGUGGGAGGAGAAGGGGCUCGCCGUCACCGUCUCCAUCUGCGACGUCUCGGUGCCCGCGGAGCGCGAGAGCCUCGUGGCCACCGUCGAGGCCACCUUCGGUGGCAAGCUCGACAUCCUCGUGAACAACGCGGGACAGUCGCUGUUCAAGACAGCCGUGGAGUGCACCGGCGAGGACUCCGCGCGGGUCAUGGCGACCAACCUCGAGUCCUGCUUCCACCUCAGCCAGCUGGCGCACCCGCUCCUCCUCCUCGCCGGCGGCGGCGGCAGCGUGGUCCACAUCUCCUCCAUCGCCGGCUUCAUCGGGCUCCCGGCGCUCGCCGUCUACUCCAUGACCAAGGGCGCCAUGAACCAGCUCACCAGGAGCCUCGCCGCCGAGUGGGCCCGCGACGGCAUCCGCGUCAACUGCGUCGCGCCUGGCGGCGUCAGGACUGACAUCAGCAGUGAUAAGACGAUCGACCCGGAGCUGGUGAAGAAGGAGAUGGCGCGGCUUCCGAUGGGGAGGAUCGCCGAGCCGGAGGAGGUGGCGUCCAUGGUGGCCUUCCUAUGCAUGCCGGCGGCGUCCUACAUGACCGGCCAGGUCAUCUACGUCGACGGCGGUCGCACCAUAACUUAGCGGGCAAAUACGUACUGCACGUACGCAAGAAGGCAGCCAUCGAUGAUGUUCAUGUGUGUGCCUACUGAAGCCGGCUGUGCAUAUAAAUGUCAUGCACUCGCGUGCAUUGUGUGUUUAUAGGAUUUGAAUUGCAAAUACAUCCAUGAUAUCGAUCGUGUAAUCUUUCUUUUUUCUAUCUACUUUGAAUGUGUAUCUACUAUGUAUUCUCCAAAAGGACAGGGGCGGAUCUAUGUAUAUCUGCUAUUUAUCCUCCAAAAAGACAGGACCCA